UCAGUCUCUGAAGAGUUAAACCAUGGCGAAAGAAAAGAAAAAGAAGGAGAAGAAGGGGAAGAGGAAACAGCCCAUGGGACAGAUGUCCAAAGAGCCUCGAAUUUAUUUCCCAGAAGCUCUACUAGCAUAUCAAAUUCAGAUAAAGGAAGAGAUCAUCGAUCAGCUUCUCUUUGAAAUAAAAAACUUGGAAGCGCAGAAUGACCAAAACAAAGAAAGGAAUCAGCAACUAAAGAAUGAACAGGCUUCGCACAUCCGAGCACUCCUAGCUGCCCUGAAGGAGCAGGAAGAGGCGUUGGCGAAAGUCGAAAUUGUUACUAGAGAUGAUGUGGAACUAGCGAUGAAGGAGAAGUGGCAGUAUGCGAAGGAUCAGGAAAAACUUAUUAAAGACAUGCGCUGCCAGAUACAUUACCUCGAACAAAAACUCGUGCAAAAGCAAGCUGAAGUGGAUUACUGGCUGGCGUACAAAAACGUUGGGAGCACCGAGCAUGCCAAGCAGAUCGAGUGCCUGGAACAGGACAUCCAGAAACUGAAGGAAGAGCUUGAGGAAAUGACUGAAUUUUUUAGGAUUUCCCUGGAAGAGACGAAGGAAAGAACCGACAGAUACAUGCUGAAGCAAAUGGAGCUGAAGAAAGAAUGGGCCCUUGAGAAUGCUGUUAAGCAUAUCGACAAGACCAGCUGCCGGGAGAUUAAAGAAUAUGAGUGGCUAAAGGAGGAGGUGGCAGGGUACAAAAAGGAAGUGAGCGAUUUGGAAGCCUUGGUCCACGAACUGGAGAAGGAGAACAUCUACCUCACCAACAAACUCUUUGAGCGUAGGCUGCAGUUCCUUAAAGUACCCAGAACGUUAUUUCUUACCCAGGGAGCUGGCCUGCAGAUGCUUGAAGACCAGGAACAUGUUAGGCUUUCUGCUGAAAAUGCAUCAUUAAUAUCGGAAAUAGUUAUCAACGUGGAUCAUAAAGACAGACAGGAGACGGUGGAAAAUCUGCGAGGUGACAGUUUUGAAGUGAUUCAACUGAAAGCAGAUUCUGCUGCUCAAUUUCUCCCCCCUAUCCUGUACGAAGACUCAAAUGAUUUCAAGGAGUACAAGCAUCUGGGGCCCCUGGCAGUGAAAUUGAUGACUACGGUGGGCCAGACUAUGCCAGUUCACGAGGAUGCCAGGGAAAUGCCAAGCAGAACAAAGCUUGAAGAAAGAUAUGACAGCAGCCGGUCUCAGCAUCACAUCACCUACCAGAUGAUCAAAUCCAUGUUUCAUUGAGAGCGAGGAAGGCUACUGCUUUUC
Molecule: messenger RNA, 1276 nt
Organism: Lacerta agilis (Sand lizard)
Lineage: Eukaryota; Metazoa; Chordata; Lepidosauria; Squamata; Lacertidae
Gene: CCDC83
Product: coiled-coil domain containing 83
Exons: 10
Coding region: 23-1252 (409 amino acids)
Source: RefSeq, a predicted model, not a curated record